Messenger RNA from Bolinopsis microptera, 585 nucleotides. Its product is annotated as serum amyloid P-component-like. The record is from RefSeq and is a predicted model, not a curated record. The transcript has 2 exons. Lineage: Eukaryota; Metazoa; Ctenophora; Tentaculata; Lobata; Bolinopsidae. Bases 1 to 585 code for a protein of 194 amino acids.
AUGAUCUCUCUGACAAUUCUACUCGCAGUGGUGGGACUAGCCGCCAGUGGCACCGCCAGUGACACCAGCUACAACAAGAUCAUCAACUUCCCCGCAGCUAGCAAAGCCAACUACAUCAGCUUCAACCCUGAACUUUCUACCCUGACUGGAUUAACUACUGGAAAUGCCGUCAUCAAUAUCAACGGAAAAGCAGUCAUUACUGCCGUGGUCAAGAAAGGAAAAGCUUUGACAGCAGGAGGUACUUUUGUUAUCGGACAGGAGCAGGACAGAGUAGGAGGAGGGUUCGACUCUACCCAAACCUACAUUGGAAACCUCUACAACAUCAACAUGUGGGACAGAGCUCUCACUCAAGCUGAAAUUGCUUCUAUGUUCAAUGAAGGUAUUUGUGGGAUCUUCUUUGCUGGUUUGAGUGGUUCGGAACCCAUCAUCUCUUACGCUGAUAUUCUGGCCAAAGAAAUGCAUGGAGACGUAUCCGUCGUUGAUGGGGAGUGCGAUGUUGUCGAAUGCCCCGAGACAACCUUGUUACGUAUUGAGGCACUGAGGCACUUGAGGCAGCACUUUGAGGCACUUGAGGCAGCACUUUGA